Spirodela intermedia is the source of this 4578-nucleotide messenger RNA. NCBI's taxonomy places the organism in Eukaryota, Viridiplantae, Streptophyta, Magnoliopsida, Alismatales, Araceae. The record is from the annotation of a GenBank genome assembly.
AUGACGGAGAGAAGACUCUUCCCGGUUCUCUUCUCCAUCUUCUUCCUCGUCUUUUGUCUCUCCCAUGGUCGUCGGGGAAACUUGGCGGCGGCUGGGAGGACGCCGGUGUCUGUCCCUGUGGGCGUCGUGCUCGAUUUCAAGACUUCGUUCGGUAGGAUGAGUACAACGAGCAUUUCCCUGGCACUGGAGGAUUUCUACUCCGUUCACGCCAACUACACCACGCGGCUGCGCCUCCACACGAGGGAUUCGAAAACAGACGUCAUCGGAGCAGCUUCUGCAGGUACGCCACAGUGCUAGAACUUGACGGUGGGGGACACGAAUUUCCACACAAUUUUUCCAGAGGAAAUGAGGCGGAACUGAAUCCUACAAAAAUUAUCCGCCAGACUGCCGUCUAGGAAAUCGAGUACCUUUAGACUGCCGUCGAGGAAAACCAGUUUUUUGUGAUGACAGUAAUAUUACAAACUCAUCCGGGAAGUCAGAACCGGGGCACCAAGUUCAAUUUUUUGUCUUCCUGUCAUGCAAGGUUGUGCCGAGGUGACUGUGAGAGAUGGGGGGAGAGAGAAAGAGAGAGAAAGAUGGAGGAAGGGAGACAAAAGGAAGAGCAAGGGGAGAGACUGCUGAUAAAAGUUUUUACACAUUACACUAUUGUCAAGAGUGAAAUAAAUCUGCCCGUCCAUGACUCAAUCUUCAGCCUAACUCCUCAGGGAGUUCUUAAAUCUUUCCAAAAGUUUUCCUCCCAGCCGGAUGAGUCUGUUACCUUCUAAAAGUUUUUCCCAGAGAAUCUCAGAGUUUUAAUAAGGUCAGGGACCGUGUGGACUUCUACCAAGACGUUCUUGAUUCCCAUUCAAACAAGAAGAAAGCAUAUUAUCAAAACCGAAUGCGACACCUCGGCUUAUUUUAUAUUUCGGCGCCUCGUGACUGUGAUUUAUGCUUUAUUUUCCUCCGAAAUCGCUCUAUCCUAUUGCGGGGUAUAGUAUCUUAUGGGCAGGUGGACCCCUAGCUCCAUUGGCAGUACAUAAUUCAAAUCGUUGAAAUUCGUUAGGUUUUGCACAGCCACUGGAACAGGAUAGGAAAGACACGAUAUUUUCAAAUCGACAUUUGGGUACCGUUCACACAGACAACAGCCCCGCGGCGUCUUUGUCCAAGGAGAGCCUUUGAGGCCGUGGACACUGCACGACGAUCCUCCCGAACGCUCAGGAUUCCGGUGCAUCGCCGACGUUUUAUACUUCCUAGUCACUCUGAUUUGACUAUUUUUUACAAGUAUUUUCCUCGCAGAUUCUGGUUUUCCACAAAUAGAAUUUUAUCGACAACCGUCGACGUUUUAUCGCUCAUUUGACGUUUUACCCCGCAGCAUAAUUUUAUCGACAUCGUUUCUGAUAUUUCGGACAUGAUCUUCUGUGCCUGCAGCUCUGGACCUGAUGAAAAAUGUCCGUGUCCAGGCUAUUAUGGGGCCCGUAACAUCAUCGCAAGCAGAAUUCAUUGUAAAUCUAGGGAAUAAGACAAAGGUUCCGAUCGUUUCCUUCUCGGCCACGAGUCCCUCCCUUUCGCCAGCACAAUCACCUUAUUUCGUGAGGACCGCCUUGGAUGACUCCUCUCAGGUGAGAUGCAUAGCCUCCAUCCUCAAGCUUUUUGGAUGGAGACAGGUGGUGCCCAUAUACGAGGACACGCGAUAUGGCAGAGGCAUUAUACCUUACCUCGUCGACGCUCUCCAAGAUAUUGACGGCCGGAUCCCCUACCGGAGUGUGAUUCAACCUUCUGCCUCCGACGAUAAGAUCAAGGAGGAGCUCCUUAAAUUGAAGACCAUGUCAACGAGAGUGUUCGUCGUGCACAUGUCGCUCUCUCUCGCCUCUCGUCUCUUUCUCUUGGCUAGCGAGAAUGAAAUGAUAGAGGAUGAGUACGUCUGGAUUGUCACUGACGGAAUGACGAAUCUGCUGGGCUCCAUGAAUACUACUAUAAUCGAGUCCAUGCAAGGGGUACUCGGCGUGAGGCCGUACGUUCCCAAGUCGCCUAGGCUCGCCGAUUUCACGCGACGGUGGAGAAGGAAGUACCAGGAGGAGAACCCAGACGAAGAAGCCACAGAGCCUAGUCUCUAUAGCCUAUGGGCGUACGAUACUGUUUGGGCAUUGGCAAUGGCUGAAGAGAGUUUGGGCGUCUCAAAACCAGGAUUUCAGAGCGUUCAAAUAGGAAACGACUCCACCGACUUGGGGGCUCUCGAGGUAUCUCAGUCGGGUCCAGAUCUUCUAAAGGCGAUAAAUAAGGUCCGGUUCGAAGGCCUCGCAGGAGAAUUCCACCUUGUUAAUGGGCAGCUUCAGCCGUCUGGUUUCCAGAUCAUCAACAUCAAUGGGAAGGGAGGAAGGAAUGUCGGAUUCUGGAUGGCAGAAAAGAUCUCACGGUGGCCGAGCUCCCGGGGAAAAAUCAUGCAACAGGCAUCCUCGACCGAUCUACCUAUCAUAUGGCCGGGCGAGAGGAGGUACGCACCUAAGGGGUGGGUGAUACCGACCAGUGGGAAGAAGCUGAGGAUCGGCGUCCCGGUCAAAGAUGGAUUCAAUGAGUUUAUGAAGGUAGAGCGGAACGUUAAUGGCAAUCAGACUGAAAUCACCGGUUUUUGCGUGGACGUUUUUGACUCCGUCAUGAAGAUCAUGCCAUACAACGUCCCAUAUAAAUAUGUACCUUUUGAAGAUGUUAACGGAAAGAGUGCAGGGUCUUACAAUGACUUGGUGAAUCAAGUGGCGGAACAGGUAACUUUUCUGUAUGCUAGAAUCUCUUCAAUUUGACGUUACCAUCUCGAAAUUAGGUCAUCGAUGCUUCAUGUCGUUAGUGCUCCUUAAUAACGGUUAGGGGUAGCAUGAGGAUUUGACAAGAUUUGAAGGAAUAAUAGAUUUAAGUUUUUCCAUUCACAUUUCACGAUGAUUUUUAUUUUGGGGACAGCGUUUGAAGUUUCAAUCUCUUAUCGAUUGAUAUGUACACAGGUUUACAGAUAUUGUUCUAACACUCUUGCAAAAACACAGGGAUACGACGCUGUGGUUGGCGACACGACGAUCUUAGCUAACCGAUCGAGGAACGUAGACUUUACGCUACCCUUCACAGAGUCAGGUUGGACAAUGGUCGUCCUAGUAAAGGAGAACAAUGGGAAGAGUGGGUGGAUUUUCGUGAAGCCCUGGAGGAGCGACCUCUGGAUCGCCAGCUUCGCCUUCUUCGUCUUCACGGGCUUCGUGGUAUGGAUGAUAGAGCACCGGGUCAACCCAGCGUUCAGGGGUCACCCUACGCAGCACCUCGGCCGGAGCUUCUACUUCACAUUCUCGACGAUGGUUUUCUCCCACAGUUCCGUAUUUCACGCUAUCCCCUCUAAGCAUUCCUUCGUGAACGUUUUUCCUUAGCCACUGGGUGGUGAGGUGUGGUUCUGUGGGUUCUGUGACUGCAGGAGAGAACGUGGAGAGCAACUUCUCAAGGCUUGUGAUCAUUGUGUGGGUUUUCGUCGUGCUUAUCCUGCAGUCGAGCUUCACGGCCAAUUUGGCGUCGCUUCUCACAAUCCAGAAGCUGGAGCCCGCCUUCACUGAUGUCCAAGAGCUUUUGAACGGUGGGCAUAACGUCGGCUAUCAGGAAGGCUCCUUCGUAUAUAACCACCUCAAAGAGCACCUCCAUUUUGAUGAAACACGCAUCAAGAAAUAUGAGAAUCCUGAUCAGUACGCUGAGGCGCUAUCUAAGGGGACGUAUAACGGGGGAGUUUCUGCCAUUUUCGACGAGGUUCCGUACAUCAAGGUCUUUCUUUCGAAGUACUGCUCUAAUUACACCAUGGCCGGCCCCGUUUACAAGGCCGAUGGCUUCGGAUUUGUAAGUUCCCAUUUUACAACUUCUGGUAUUCCCAUUCCCUAAUAGGUGUAGGUAUAUAUAUAUAUAUAUAUAUUAUCUGUUAAGUUUCUGUCAUGUAAAUGUAUAUAUGGCAUCAUAGGGACGCCGGCCCCUAUGAUGCCAAGGAUCAGGACUGGCAUUGACUUCGAUUUUAUUUGAGAUGCGUUUCAGGUCUUUCCAAAGGGCUCCCCUCUUGUAAGAGACGUUUCCUCAGCCAUUUUGACAGUCACAGAGGAAAAAACAAUGAGAGAUAUCGAGAAGAAGUGGUUCGGGGACAAGACCGUUUGCAAGAGCGAGGGGAGCCACUUCAGCUCCGGCCGUCUCACCCUAAAGAGCUUCGAGGGACUCUUCUUUAUAACUGGGGCCGUGUCCACAGCGUCCCUCCUCCUGUUUCUUGGCAACUUUUUCUUCCAGAAUCGCAAAAAGGUCUCAUCCGACGAAACAGAGGAUUCUGUCUGGAAGAGGGCGACCUCGAGAGCGGCCGCAUGGGCGAAGCACUACGACAAGAUGAGUCUCCCUAAAAAGGAAUGGAGCCGACGCGUCAGGGACGUUCCGAGCCAAGAGGAACGACCUAGAGGAGACGUUGAAGAGGAUAACUCGCUAAGUUCCCACGGCCGCAACUCCCUUGAAAGCGUUUCCAGGACCGAGUCGGAAGUCUCGUAUUCUAGUGAGAUGGAGAGCCCACGAAUGCCUGCGGACCCGCCAUUUCAGAUAACUGUAGCAAGGUAG